This is a messenger RNA of Durusdinium trenchii, 1452 nucleotides long. NCBI's taxonomy places the organism in Eukaryota, Dinophyceae, Suessiales, Symbiodiniaceae. The record is from the annotation of a GenBank genome assembly.
AUGCCUACUCACCAGGGACCGAAUUCCGCCGGAUCUCCACAGGUUUGGGAAGGCAAGGUGGUGUGCAUCGCCAUGGGAGUUGCCGGCUUGAUCCACAACUACUCCUUUGAGCUCACCGAGGAGGGCACAUCUUUUGGAGGGAUGACCGGCAUGACGGCAGACAUUCCAAAGCUGGGCAAUGACAUGCGUUCCAUCUCCCACACUGUGACCCGUUUGAAGUUGGAUGGCUUGGUGGUUUGGGGAGCGGGCGCAGCGGGCUUCGAUCAGUGGGAUGUCGUGCGAGCUGUUCUGAAGGCAUACUUUCCCAUCCCUGACAUGACCUUCACUGCAGGGACGGCGAAAGGCCGCCAGUUUGUUUUCGAGAAGGGCCAGACCACGAUGACGACGCCGCUGGCGAUGGCUUCCUCCAGCAAGUUCCCUGUGGCCAUCGCCAUUGCUGGAGCGGUGAAAGAUGGAUAUCUCACCUUCGACACCAAAGCACAUGAAGCCACCCGGUCGGCAGAUCUCACUGCGGUUCUUUGCUUUGCCCGGUCGGCGAGCGGACGCAACGUCCGUUUCCGCGGUGUGGCCUUGGUGGAGCACCGACCCUUCGGAGCCUCGGAGCCGGGUGACGCUGCGACAUUUGUUGCGCCUUGGCACCGAUCGGAGCGGUCCUUUACCAGUGGCUUCUACUGGCCAGAUGCCAGUGGUUAUGUACCCUGCUUGGGCGCUGCCAAUGCCUCAAGCUACAGCGCAGAGGAAUGUGCGAAGGAUUCUUGUUCUCCACUGUCGGAGAUCUACCAGCAAGCACCUUUCGCAGCUUGGACUGAGCAAAAGAGCGACAGGGAGUUUGAGCCCGGAAGCACCUGGUCCUACAACUCCUUCCAUUUACAAGUGGCCGGUGCCAUGGCAGCCACUCGAGCCAAGCUGUCGACUCAGCAGAACUUGAAGAACACCUCGUGGAUGGGUGGCGAGAACCCUGGCCUCGCGGGCAAUAUGAUGACGACACCAGAGGACUAUGACAGCAUCCUGCGCGCCUACGUGGGGAACGAGCUUCUUCCACCAUGGGUCUCCUUUGAAAUGGAGCGAGACUACUUGGCACCAGACGUGCAGGUCUCGAACGCCAGCACCUUCUUAGUGACACUCCUUGGGCACUACUCCUUCUGCAACUAUUUCGAGUGCUUCCCCCCCAAAGAGCGCCAAGUUCACGCCGGAAUGCAAGAAGGCCAACAUCCACAUGGACGCUGGGCUUUUUGGGUACUAUCCCUUGGUGGAUCGGGCCAAGGGGAUGUACAUGCAGAUCGCCACUGCUCGGGUGCCUCACUCCCAAAAAGACUUCUAUGCUCCCACCAUCGUCGCCCGGCGAGGAGAUGGGAUGAAAAAGGAAAGACCUGGAUCUCAGAGGAGUACCGUGAGGCUGAGUACCCCCCCAAAUAUGGAAUAGCAAAUAGAGUCUACAUUUUUUGGUAUUGA